This is a messenger RNA of Anthostomella pinea, 243 nucleotides long. Lineage: Eukaryota; Fungi; Ascomycota; Sordariomycetes; Xylariales; Xylariaceae. The record is from the annotation of a GenBank genome assembly.
AUGGGAGGCCAGUUUCCCAACUUGAACGAAGUCAAAUUGAUUCUGGACGUUGAGGCACCCCAGCGAUUCCGGGCACGGCUUCGGAAGGAGAGCCAGGAACUGCGCCUGCAACUGUUCAUGGAACUACGCGUGGGAGGCAUAGGGCGCCGUGAGCUCGAACUAGCUAUCCGACCUUUCAAGGAAGCCGGCAUCGAAGCCAGCUUCAACAGUGGCACUUCCGCGGGCUGCGUUCACACAACUUAA